AUGCCGGCGCCGACGCCGGCGGAGGCGCGCGCGGGCCACUGGGCCGAGGACGAGCACGCCAAGUUCCUCGCGGGCCUCGAGACGUUCGGGAGGCGCUGGGACCGCGUCGCGCGCAUCGUCGGCACGCGGACCAUGUCGCAGGUGCGGUCCCACGCCCAGAAGUACUUCAAGCGC
Molecule: messenger RNA, 174 nt
Organism: Aureococcus anophagefferens
Lineage: Eukaryota; Pelagophyceae; Pelagomonadales; Pelagomonadaceae
Exons: 1
Molecular function (GO): DNA binding
Source: RefSeq, a predicted model, not a curated record